AUGAGGGUCGACCCCCCCCCCCAAAAAAAAAAAAAAGAGAUCAGAAUACAACAAUACCGGACUUUUUUUUUCUCUCGUGGAAGGAGGGGGAAGGAGAGCAAGGCGGCGCUUAACGAAAAAGCAGCUAUAAGGAGCGGGGAACAGAAGGCAACGCCUCGUUACGUUUACACCCAUUCCGCUGAGGCCGUCAUCAACCGAGCCGAAGGCCCUAGCGUGACCCACCAGCACCGCACCGGCCUUCUCCCGCUUGCCACGGUGAAAUGGUCCGUGCAAUCAGGCGAGUCAGCGGACCCAGCAUUGGGCGACCAGGGCGAAAAGCAGCUUGCUGGGGAGGAAGUUGGGCUUCAACUGUGCCGCGGAUGCUUCGUGCCUCAAUUCUUUCCACGAGCUUACGCGGGCAGCUGGCGAGGGCGACGGGACGAAGCAAGGUGGGAAGCAUUUGCCCAGCUUCCCAGGCUUGAGGAGUGCGAUAGUCACAAUGCCCGCUUUCCAGGAGGCCGGAACGCCACCGUCGCUGAUGCUUCUGUUGAACGCAGCCACGAAUUCUUUGCGGGGGGCGAGGGGCAGUUGUCGCCGGGCUUCGCAGUGAAGCGAAGCCCGGCCCCGGCGCACUCCGGAGACGCAUCUCCCGCGAUGCAGCGUCGAGCUCCGCAAAGGGAAAUCAGACUUGGCGGCGCACGCUCGCGCCCAGGUGUCGGUGCGCUCCUUUGUGGCGGUCGGUUGGCCAUCCGCCACCGCAACCGGAGAACUGGCGGGGCGCGGGCGUAA
This is a messenger RNA of Trypanosoma conorhini, 768 nucleotides long. RefSeq lists its product as uncharacterized. The record is from RefSeq and is a predicted model, not a curated record. NCBI's taxonomy places the organism in Eukaryota, Euglenozoa, Kinetoplastea, Trypanosomatida, Trypanosomatidae. The transcript has a single exon. The coding region runs from base 1 to 768 and encodes 255 amino acids.